Messenger RNA from Pieris rapae (cabbage white), 2741 nucleotides. RefSeq names its product transmembrane 9 superfamily member 4 (gene TM9SF4). The transcript has 9 exons. Gene Ontology annotation, cellular component: membrane. The record is from RefSeq and is a predicted model, not a curated record. Gene Ontology annotation, biological process: protein localization to membrane. NCBI's taxonomy places the organism in Eukaryota, Metazoa, Arthropoda, Insecta, Lepidoptera, Pieridae. Bases 167 to 2068 code for a protein of 633 amino acids.
GUAUUUUCAAAAUUCGCAAAUUAUUUACAUUUUAUUUAGAUAGCUAUUUCAAGUACUAUUCUUGUUAAGUUCUAUCCAAUAUUAAUCGUAAUUUCAAAUAAUAAUGAAAAUAUAAAGAAACAAUUUACAAAUAAUUUAAAGAUAACUUCCAGGUUCAAUUCUUAAAAUGCAUAAUUAUCACGUGAUUUUUCAGAUUUUUUUAUUGGUGUUUAAUUUCGCAUGUAAUCAUGGAUUUUAUGUACCGGGUGUUGCACCAGUGGAAUAUAAAAAAGGUCAGAAAAUUGACGUUAAAGCUGUUAAAAUGACGAGUAUCCACACACAGCUUCCCUACGAAUAUUAUUCCCUACCUCUGUGCCUACCAAAAAAUGGAACAAUUAUAUACAAAUCUGAAAACUUAGGAGAAGUAUUAAGAGGUGAUCGCAUUGUUAGCACAAAUUAUGAAAUACAUAUGGCAGAGAAUAUUAAAUGUAAACUAUUAUGUCACAAAAAAAAUGACCCAAUGAACUGGAAUGUUGAAGAAUCUGAAACAGUUGCCAGUCGUAUUGAGCAUGAAUAUUUUGUGCAUUUGCUAGUUGAUAAUUUACCAGUUGCUACUAGAAUUAUAAAUCAAGAAACAUCAGAAAAAUCUAUUGAACAGGGUUAUAGGCUUGGAUUUAUGUCAAAAGGGAAAGCUUUUAUUAACAAUCAUUUAAAACUACUACUUAAGUAUCACAAGCAUAGUCAAGACUCAUACAGGGUAGUUGGUUUUGAAGUUGAGACACAUUCUGUAUCCAAAGAUGAUUUAAUUUUCUUAGACGACUCAUGCCAAUUUCCAUUGGAACCGAGGCCACAGCUAGUGAAUGAGGAUACUGGGACUAAAUUGUAUUUUACAUACUCUGUGGAAUGGGGGGAAUCUGAUAUACAGUGGGCCUCACGCUGGGAUAUUUAUUUAGGGAUGAAAGAUGUGCAAAUACAUUGGUUCUCUAUUAUCAAUUCCAUUGUGGUAUUGUUCUUUCUAUCAGGAAUACUAACAACGAUUAUGGUACGUACACUAAGGAGAGAUAUAGCAAAGUACAAUUCAGAUGAUGAUAUAGAGGAUCUUAUAGAGGAGACGGGAUGGAAAUUGAUUUAUGGUGAUGUGUUUAGACCUCCACCGAAAAGAAUGUUAUUUGCUGCUGUAAUUGGGAAUGGUAUACAAGUAUUCCUUAUGGCUUUGAUUACAAUAUUCUUUGCGAUGCUGGGUAUGCUCUCACCAGCGAGUCGUGGUGCAUUGAUGACCUCAGCAAUUUUUCUCUAUGUUUUCAUGGGGUUAAUAGCUGGCUACUAUUCCGCUCGUUUAUACAACACUAUGCGAGGGAAGCAAUGGAAGCAGGCAGCCUUCUUAACAGCGACUUUGUACCCGGCGAUUGUGUUCGGAAAAUGUUUCGUCCUGAAUUUCUUUAUUAUGGGAAAACAUUCGAGCGGAGCAGUCCCAUUCUCUACAAUGAUGGCCUUAUUAUGCCUUUGGUUUUGUAUAUCUUUACCAUUGGUGUAUUUGGGUUACUAUUUUGGGAUACGGAAGCAACCUUUUCAGCAUCCUGUGAGAACUAAUUUUAUACCGAGGAAGGUACCAGAACAAGUUUGGUAUAGGAAUGUUUUUGUAUGUACCCUCGUAGCUGGAAUCCUUCCAUUUGGGGCAGUGUUCAUAGAGCUAUUCUUCAUCUUUAGUGCUCUAUGGGAGAAUCAAUUCUAUUAUCUGUUUGGGUUCCUGUUUCUUGUAUUCUGUAUAUUGGUUGUAUCUGUGUCGCAGAUAUCCAUUGUGAUGGUGUAUUUCCAGCUCUGUGGAGAGGAUUAUCAUUGGUGGUGGAAAAGUUUUAUAGUAUCUGGAGGUUCUGCUGUCUAUGUUCUGAUAUACUCAAUUUUCUACUUUUUUACCAAAUUAGAAAUCACGGAGUUUAUACCCACCUUGCUUUAUGUUGGCUAUACAGCACUGAUGGUUUUGACUUUUUGGCUCCUAACUGGAACGAUUGGCUUCUUUGCCGCAUACACGUUUAUAAGGAAGAUAUAUGGAGCUGUUAGAAUCGAUUUAAAUUCUGUAAAAACACUUUAAGAUUUAAAAAAAUAUCGCGCCUUCACGUAAUGUCACAUUUGGCCAUAAGGCUUUGUAGCCCCACAGACGAUAUUCAAGCACAGAUUAUGUUAUAGAGUAAAUAACGAUUGCUGUAAUUUUUCAAACAUCUCAGAGUGUAUAAUUGAUUAUUUGAUGAAAUGGUUGAAUUGUUGAACUAUAUGUAAAUGAACAUUUAGCUACAUAUCCAUUAAUUAUGGAUGGUAGAUAUAGCGAUCUUAUGAAGGUACGGUAUAGUAUAAGUUGGAUGGAAAGUGUUCAUAUAAUAUUAUUAUGAUUUGUUUGUUGAGUGAUUCGGCUGUGACGUUUUAGUCGAGAGCUUUGUUACGUUGUCUAUGGCUGGUAUUUGUAACCCAAUCCCGUAAGUCAAAAUACAAUAGUGAAUAGACUAUUGACAUUGAAAACAGCGCCUCUAGCGGCGAAUAAUUUACAAAAGUAAAGUAUGUUACUUAUUUCACUUUAACGAUUUAACGUACAUAUUCGCCCAAUAAUUUAAAGCGAUUCGAUGAAAAUAAUGAAAUUUUAGUCCAUAGUGUAUGCUUGAGAAUGAUUUAGUUAAAUAAGUUCGUAUUCCAAAAAUAUUGGCUGUUAAAAAAAAGCGUAGCAUAAAGGUCAGACCGACUCAGAAACCUAUUGUGUGAAGAUUCUCUAACGA